CCUCCAAAUUAAGGUUAAUUCUAUUUCCGCCUCUCAACCCAUUUAUGGUUUUAUGGCAAGUCACAGCUCAGGCCACCAAUUUUCCCGUUAAUUUCAAGCUCUGAUUCCCACAAAAGUCGGAGAUAUUCAGCCACAAUUCCACCGUCCUCCACUUGGUCCCAAAAAGAAAACAAAAAAAAUCCAAUCUUUUCUUAGGAUAUUCAACUCUUCAGACACUAAAAUUUCUAAAAAAAAAAAAAAAAAAAAAACCGAAUUUUCUUCUACUUUUCCUUGAAUAUCCUCUCUGUAUUUGUGUGUUUUGUGUUUUUGUGUUUUUGUUUGUAAAACUGCUUUCCAUUUUUUUGGGUCUGGUGUGUUGUCAUUGUUCUUUGUGUUUUGGGUUUCAAGAGAUUAUAUGUAUAUUUUUUAAAAAAAAUUGUGGGUUCAUCAGCAUAAAAAAUUAGGGUUCUUGUAAUCUUAUUGUGCUGGUGACUCUUUCUUUUUCUUUUUUUUUUUUCUUCUACCACAUCUUGAAAAACCCAUUGUGGAAAAACUAGUAUUUUGAGCUUUUUUUCUUGAUCGAAUUUCAAACUAUUAGGCAACAAAGAAGACUAUUUCAUGGUUUCAAGCAUGUGGGUUUUGCUUAUUUGACAAGGGUCUCUGUCUCUCCUCAUUGAAGAAGCCAAUUCAAAUCCCCACCUCACUCUAGCUCUCAAUCUCUUCCUUCAGAGCAACCCCGAGACAUGUUUGGAACUCAGAGCACGAGAGACAUCUCGUUUGAAUUCCAAUCUCAAAUACCAAAUUGGAGACCCAGCAUCUACACCAGAAGGGCUAACAUCACUGUAAAGUUUCAAGAUCUUUAUGGGUUUACAGUUGAAGGCAAUGUUGAUGAUGUUAACGUAUUGAAUGAGGUGAGAGAGAAGGUGAGGCAACAGGGUAGGGUUUGGUGGGCUCUGGAAGCCAACAAAGGAGCAAAUUGGUAUUUGCAGCCUCAGAUUUCAUCAAUAUCUGAGGGGAUUGCCCUCAAAUCCUCCCUUAAAUUGUCAGCUCUUACCAAUACAAUUACCUUAAAGAGAUUGAUCAGGAAGGGAAUUCCACCAGUUCUAAGGCCUAAGGUCUGGUUUUCAUUGUCGGGAGCGGCAAAGAAGCGGUCCACAGUGCCGGAGAGUUACUAUAAUGACUUGACCAAGGCGGUGGAAGGCAAGGUCACAGCGGCAACACGACAGAUUGAUCAUGACCUACCACGAACCUUCCCUGGUCACCCAUGGUUGGACACUCCAGAGGGUCAUGCUACUCUUCGACGAGUUCUUGUUGGAUAUUCUUUUCGUGAUUCUGAUGUUGGCUACUGUCAGGGUUUAAAUUACGUUGCAGCAUUGUUGUUGCUUGUAAUGAAAACAGAAGAGGAUGCUUUUUGGAUGCUGGCUGUCCUGUUGGAAAAUGUUUUAGUUAAUGACUGCUACACAAAUAACUUAUCGGGGUGCCAUGUUGAACAAAGGGUGUUUAAAGAUUUACUUGCUAAGAAAUGCCCGAGGAUAGCUGCUCAUUUGGAAGCUUUGGAGUUUGAUGUCUCCCUGGUUGCCACUGAGUGGUUUCUAUGCCUUUUUUCUAAGAGCUUGCCUUCUGAGACAGCUCUGCGGGUGUGGGAUGUCCUUUUCAAUGAAGGGGCAAAAGUUCUAUUUCAUGUUGCUUUGGCUAUCUUUAAGAUGAAGGAAGAGGAGUUGCUUCUAGCACAUCAGGUUGGGGAUGUAAUUAAUAUUUUACAGAAAACAACUCAUCACCUCUUCGAUCCUGAAGAAUUAUUGACGGUGGCUUUUGAUAAGAUUGGUUCUAUGACAACCAACACCAUAUCAAAGCAAAGGAAAAAGCAGGAACCAGCAGUCAUGGCAGAGCUUGAUCAAAGAUUGAGACGGUUAAACUCUCUAAACGAGGAUGACAAAUAGCUUAUCAAACUGUAAAAUAUAUCAGACGUCCUGGAUGAGGCCUGCUUGACCCUCUGGAGGAUGAUAUUAAAUUAUGUUUUUGUACCCAUGUGAAGCAAUGACCAAGUGAAGAGAGCAUUUGUUGUUUUAAAGAAUGAUGUAGGUGAUAAAUGUAAAUUUUGUACUGUUACCUCGGUACAGUCAAUCACAAGGCAACUUGGGGUAUUGCCGGAUUUCCAUGCCCUGUAAUUUUGGCUUUUAUGUUGUAUCCUGCCUUGAGUUGUUCCUGGGACAGAACUAAGCUUUGGACUGCUCAACAUUGUUUUAUUGCUCAAAGAAGCAUAAUAGUUUCUAAAGCAUUCCAAUUUUCACUUUC
Messenger RNA from Vitis riparia (riverbank grape), 2274 nucleotides. Its product is annotated as growth hormone-regulated TBC protein 1. Bases 723 to 1919 code for a protein of 398 amino acids. The record is from RefSeq and is a predicted model, not a curated record. Lineage: Eukaryota; Viridiplantae; Streptophyta; Magnoliopsida; Vitales; Vitaceae. The transcript has 7 exons.